Molecule: messenger RNA, 297 nt
Organism: Fusarium keratoplasticum
Lineage: Eukaryota; Fungi; Ascomycota; Sordariomycetes; Hypocreales; Nectriaceae
Exons: 1
Coding region: 1-297 (98 amino acids)
Source: RefSeq, a predicted model, not a curated record
AUGGCUCACAACUCCCGCUUCGAAACCAUGGCUUCUCGCUUCUCCCCCUCGCGUCUUCGCAGCUCUCUCCGCCGCAGCUCCUCUGCGUCAACAGCCACGCGAGACUCUUACUCGUCGACGAGCACCACGCUCUCGGCCUCUGCCGCCACCAUCAACAACAUCAUCCUCCGCCAGCCAUCCCUGGUGAACAUGGAGGAGGAGCGCAGGAGCUUUGGCAGCGAGCUGAGCCUCCUCGAGCCCAGACCCAUCGUCUACUGGGGCAGCGUCGAGGAGCGCAUCGGAUCUCGACACUUUUGA